Molecule: messenger RNA, 1585 nt
Organism: Lacerta agilis (Sand lizard)
Lineage: Eukaryota; Metazoa; Chordata; Lepidosauria; Squamata; Lacertidae
Gene: FUT9
Product: fucosyltransferase 9
Exons: 3
Coding region: 54-1259 (401 amino acids)
Cellular component (GO): membrane
Molecular function (GO): alpha-(1->3)-fucosyltransferase activity
Source: RefSeq, a predicted model, not a curated record
CUGCUUCUCUCUCUCUUUCUCCGAGCCUCCUCCAUCCAGCACCAGCGCCGAGGAUGGGCAGCGAGAGCGCGCGCAGGAGCAGCCCCGGCUCGGCCGCUCCCCCCUGCGCCCGCUCUUGCUCGUGCUGCUCCUCUUGCCCCGCUGCCCCCAGGGCGGCGCCUCGGCUGCGCUCCCGCCUUUUCCCACCGAGGACGGAUCAAAUUAUGACAUCAUCACCCAAAGGAAUUUUCCGGCCAUUUCUAUUUAUCUUCAUUGUGCUGGGAUGCUUCAUGGCAUGUCUGCUUAUUUAUAUCAAACCGACAAACAGCUGGAUAUCUGGUCCUAUUGAAUCAGCCAGCUCUGUUCUAAAAAUGAAGAAUUUCUUCUCCACCAAAAAUGAUUAUAUCAAUGAGACAACUAUUCUGAUAUGGGUAUGGCCGUUUGGCCAGACAUUUGAUCUGAAAUUCUGCCCAACAUUUAACAUCCACGGGUGCCAUCUGACUACUGACCGCACACUAUAUAACCAGUCUCAUGCCGUUCUUAUUCACCACAGAGACAUCAGUUGGGAUCUGACUAAUUUACCUCAGCAACCCAGGCCGCCAUUCCAAAAAUGGAUCUGGAUGAACUUGGAAUCACCAACACACACUCCACAAAAGAGUGGGAUUGAACAUCUAUUCAAUUUGACCCUCACUUAUCGCCGAGAUUCAGAUAUUCAAGUGCCUUAUGGCUUUAUGGUAGUUAGCACAAGCUCCUUUCCAUUUGAAAUGCCGAAUAAAGAAAGACUGGUGUGUUGGGUGGUGAGUAACUGGAACCCAGAGCAUGCUAGGGUCAAAUAUUAUAAUGAACUAAGUAAAUACCUUGAGAUCCAUACCUAUGGGCAAGCAUUUGGAGACUAUGUGAGUGAUAAAAAUUUGAUCCCAACCAUCUCCGCUUGUAAGUUUUACCUUUCCUUUGAGAAUUCUAUCCACAGAGACUAUAUCACAGAGAAGCUUUACAAUGCUUUUCUUGCUGGAUCUGUGCCAGUCGUUCUAGGUCCUCCUAGAGAAAACUAUGAAAAUUACAUCCCAGCUAGUUCUUUCAUUCACGUGGAGGAUUUUCUUUCUCCAAGGGACCUCUCAGAGUAUCUUCUUUUGCUCGACAAAAAUGAUAAACUGUAUGUUAGCUACUUCGACUGGAGGAAGGAUUUUUCAGUGCACCUUCCUCGAUUUUGGGAAUCACAUGCAUGCCUUGCCUGUGACCAUGUAAAAAGACACCAGGAAUACAGAAUGCUAGUUGAUUGACAAAAUGAACAUUUUCUAUCCUUGGCAAAGUAUUAAGCGGCCUGCUUUGAAACCACACAGUCAGAAUUAAAUGUGAACUGAGUGCUUUGUUGAAAUGAAGAUUCAGAAGGCAGCAUAUGAAAGUCUGUUUCCAUUUGGGGACAAAGGAAGCAGCAUUAUACCAGGUAAGACUAUUUGUCCAUCUAGCAGAGGCUGUUCAUCAUUUCAGGAUGCAGAAAUAUUUCCACAUCAACUGCUACCUGAUGCUUUUAACUGGCAACCCCACCAGUUCAGCCUGGGGCCUUCUGCAUAACAAAGCUCACGCUCCACUUCUGAACUUGGUCCCU